Messenger RNA from Impatiens glandulifera, 1593 nucleotides. RefSeq names its product proline-rich protein 2-like. The coding region runs from base 1 to 1593 and encodes 530 amino acids. The record is from RefSeq and is a predicted model, not a curated record. Lineage: Eukaryota; Viridiplantae; Streptophyta; Magnoliopsida; Ericales; Balsaminaceae. The transcript has 3 exons.
AUGGGUUUAAAGGCCAAUAACUAUUACCUUGAAAUCGAAGAUAAAGAAAGUUUUGUAAAAGAAGAAAGCAAUACGAAGAAAGAGGUGAAACCUCAAUCUAAUAAUGUUGAAGAGAUAGUUGAGAAAUCGCAAUCAAAUAAAGUUGAAGUGGUUGCUGAUGAAAAUAAAGAGGAAGAAGAGAAUUCAAAGGUUGAUACAGAGGAUUCCAAAGUUGUUGAGGAUUCCAAGCCGAAACUGGAGAAAAUGAAGACAAUGAUCUAUAAAUUCAACGCUAGAGAGUUAACCGAAGAAGAUUGGUUAUCAUCUAAUGAUGUUGAAUCUGUCUUGAAACAUGAGAAGUCAUCAACAAUGAAUGAUGAACCUCCACCAAGAGGCGGACCCAAACCAGAUAAGCCUCUACCAGGAGGCGGGCCAAGACCGGAUGAGCCUCCACCAAGAGGUGAGCCAAGACCAUAUGAACCUCCACCAAGAGGCGAUCCAAGACCGGACGAACCUCCACCAAGAGGCGGACCGAGACCGGACGAACCUCCCCCAAGAGGCGGACCGAGACCGGACGAACCUCCCCUAAGAGGCGGACCAAGACCGGACGAACCUCCACCAAAAGGCAGGCCGAGAUGGGACGAACCUCCACCAAAAGACGGACCGAGACCAGACGAACCUCCGCCAAAAGGCGGACCGAGACCGGACGAACCUCCACCAAAAGGCGGGCCGAAAUGGGACGAACCUCCCCAAAGAGGCGGGCCGAGACCGGACGAACCUCCCCUAAGAGGCGGACCGAGACUAGACGAGCCUCCACCAAGAGACGGGCCGAGACCAGACGAACCUCCUCUAAGAGGUGGACCGAGACCCGACGAACCACAACCAAGAGGCGGACCAAGACCGGACAAACCUCCACCAAAAGACGGACCAAGAUCGGACGAACCUCCACCAAGAGACGGGCCAAAACUGGACGAACCUCCACCAAGAGGCGGGCCAAGACCAGACGAAUCUCCACUAAGAGGCGGGCCAAGACCAGACGAACCUCCCCCAAGAGGCGGACCGAGACCCGAUGAACCUCCACCAAGAGACGGACCGAGACCCGAUGAACCUUCAAUAAGAGGCGGACCGAGACCGAAUGAACUUCCACCGAGAGGCGAUCCAAAACCGGAUGAACCUCCUCAAAAAAGCAGACCAAAACAUGAAGAACCUCCACCAAGAAGCGGACCAAAACUCGAUGAACCUCCUCCAAGAGGCGGACCAACACUUGAUGAGCUUCUACCAAGCGGCGGACCAAAACAUGAUGAUCCUCCACCAAGAGGCGGACCGAAAUCGGACAAACCUCCACCAAGAGGUGGAGAAAACCCUGAUGAACCUCCACUAAGAGGCGAACCAAAACAUGAUGAACCUCCUCCAAAAGGCGGACCAACACUUGAUGAAAUUCCACAAAGAGGCGGACCGAAACAUGAUGAACCUCCACUAAGAGGCGAACCAAAACAUGAUGAACUUCCACCAAGAGGCGGACCGAAAACCGAUGAACCUCCACCAAGACCAAGAGGUGGACCAAAUCAUGAUGAUCGGUCACUUAAAGGCGGACCAAAACCUUUAUACAACUGA